Molecule: messenger RNA, 696 nt
Organism: Triticum aestivum (bread wheat)
Lineage: Eukaryota; Viridiplantae; Streptophyta; Magnoliopsida; Poales; Poaceae
Exons: 1
Coding region: 81-557 (158 amino acids)
Source: RefSeq, a predicted model, not a curated record
CAUCCUUCCAUCACUUUCUUCUUCUGCUCGAGAGAUCACACGCUCGGUUUAUUCGUUAGCAGGUUCGUUCGGUGAAAUCGAUGUCGUCCGCCGCCUCAUUGCAGUCGACGAUGCGGCCGGCAGCACCAGGACUUGGGCGCCAGCUGCACGGGUCGCCGUCGCCGCCCUGCCACGGUCCGGUGCUGCGACCGAGGAGUCCGCGGGCGGUGCCGAUGGCGACGGUGCGCUGCGGCGCGUUCCGCCGGGACCACUACGGGGGCGCGCUGGCGGACGAGGGCAUGGCGGUGCUCCGGCGGAGGAUCCGCGAGGCGCGGAUGGCCGAGACCAACUACGAGGCGCCGCCGGGGUGGGCGGCCUGGGAGAAGCGCUACUACCGGGCGUAUGUCUCCGAUGUGUCCACGCUCGCCGGCGCUCUGCAGUUGCUGGCCAUGGACACCAGGCCGGGCGUCGCGGCUGCUGUUGCCGCGCUGGUGCUCGCCGGAUUGCCGGUGUCCGCCGUCUUCGCGCUGCACCUCCUCGGGCAGGCGGCGGGAUCCGUUUUGCACCUUGUUUCUUGACGGACUAGCAUUCAUUCGCCGGCAGUGUGUGCUGUCUGUGUCUAUAGAUAAUUAGAUACACAGUUUUUAGAAAAGGAAUUAGAUACACAGUGCAAUGGAGAUAUGUAAUUCUUUUGGUUUUAGCCGGAGUAUAUAUGAA